Messenger RNA from Parnassius apollo (apollo), 450 nucleotides. Lineage: Eukaryota; Metazoa; Arthropoda; Insecta; Lepidoptera; Papilionidae. The record is from the annotation of a GenBank genome assembly.
AUGCAUUGUGUUUUUGCUGAGCUGGAGCCGUUUAUUCCCGUCACGGAACAAAACCUGGCAGACCGAGUUUGGUACAUGAUGCGGUCGAAAAUAUUUGAUGCCGAACUCGAACAACUACGACGUGAGGCUAUUCCCUCAUCGAAUGAAUCGACGACGGCUAUGGCUGGGGAUGCGGCUCCACAUGCGACAGACCACAUGCUGGCGACCUAUUUGGAAGCCAGCCAGGACCUUUGCGAGACGGACCCAAUUCUUUUUGGCGCCGCAAUGGCAGUUUGCCGUAUUGUUGGCUCCAAACUUCCCAUGGCUGGACGCGCUGUUAGACAAAGUAGCGCCAUUCGAGCCUGGAGGAAACGAAUUGAGGACCGUAUCACAAAGUCAAGGGCUCUUAUCGGCAGACUGACCAGCUUCAGGUCAGGUAAUAUAGACCGAGGGUUGUGCGUACCGUUAUAA